GCCACGUUUGAGCUGGAAGUGUUGUGGCUGUGGAUAAGUGUUGAGGCUUUGAUUCAGGAGGCUUUGGUGAGAGGAAGCUGAGCAGUGAUCACGGGGGAAAAUAUUUUCUGAGGAGACUCGAGAUGAAACGCAGAGCACUUUUGGUUUCAAACUCGACUUUGUAUGGGGGUGGCUACCUAGAACAUUGCCAGGGGCAGAUAACUGAAUUUUUUGGAGAUAAAGUGAAGAGGGUGUUAUUUGUCCCAUAUGCUUUACAUGAUAGAGAUGCGUAUGCCAAGACAGCAAGGCAGAAAUUUGAAAGCUUAGGUUAUGGACUUGACAGUAUCCAUGAAGCACCAAAUCCCGUGAAGGCAGUAAGGAAAGCAGAAGGAAUCUUCAUUGGUGGAGGGAACACUUUUCGGCUCCUGAAAGCUUUGUAUGACAACAAUUUGGUUUCAGAGAUACAAAGUAGAGUCCUUCAGGAUGGCAUGCCUUACAUGGGAUCCAGUGCUGGAACAAAUGUGGCCACUGUCAGCAUAUGCACCACCAACGACAUGCCAAUUGUCUAUCCACCGUCAUUUAAAGCCAUUGGCCUGAUUCCAUUCAACAUUAACCCUCAUUACCUGGAUGCAGACCCCAACAAUCAACACAUGGGGGAAACCCGGGAAAAACGCAUUGAGCAGUACCACGAGGAACCAGGUACACCACCCGUCCUGGGUUUGCGUGAAGGUUCCAUGCUGCUGGUUGAAGGUGAUAAGGUCACAUUGCUGGGAACCACUCCUGCCCGUUUAUUCAUCCGAGGGAAGGCGGCAACUGAGCAUGAACCUGGAACAGACUUCAGCUUCCUUCUAACAGGAAAUCUGCCCUGAAUAACCAUAAAUGAACAACCGACAGGUUACGAAGAAUCCAA
Molecule: messenger RNA, 889 nt
Organism: Pristis pectinata (smalltooth sawfish)
Lineage: Eukaryota; Metazoa; Chordata; Chondrichthyes; Rhinopristiformes; Pristidae
Product: Alpha-aspartyl dipeptidase-like
Exons: 9
Coding region: 123-848 (241 amino acids)
Biological process (GO): proteolysis
Molecular function (GO): serine-type peptidase activity
Source: RefSeq, a predicted model, not a curated record